Messenger RNA from Momordica charantia (bitter melon), 339 nucleotides. Lineage: Eukaryota; Viridiplantae; Streptophyta; Magnoliopsida; Cucurbitales; Cucurbitaceae. The record is from RefSeq and is a predicted model, not a curated record.
AUGGUGAAAGGAAGGGAAGGAGAGAGAGUCGGACUCUACAUCCGAGGAACAAUUCCCGGCUACAAGAGGUCUAAAUCCAACCAGUACCCGAACACUUCAUUACUCCAGAUCAAGGGUGUUAAUUCCAAGGAUGAGGUUUCCUGGUACCAAGGAAAGCGAUUGGCUUAUAUCUACAAGGCUAAAGUGAAGAAGAAUGGGACACAUUAUCGUUGCAUUUGGGGUAAGGUCGCUGGGCCUCACGGUAACAGUGGCAUUGUUAGAGCGAAGUUCAUGUCUAAUCUACCGCCAAAGUCCAUGUUAUGUAGGGUCAGAGUAUUCAUGUACCCCAACAACAUUUAA